AAAAUCGUGGGUCAAUCGCUCAUUGGCGCGUCGUUCACCAUUUCUUUGAGCUGGUGUUGACUUUCGACUUGCACAAAGAAACUGCAGUCCCAACCCCCUCCUGGCAACAUUGUUACUGCCAACCAACAACUAUUCCCGAUCGAAACGACACCCAUAAUUAGGGGGACACGCACAAACUAUUGCUAUUUCAAUACUACCAAUCCCUUUUGCUCGACGACUUCUCGGACUCGCUGCCCGAUCGCGAUACCGCUUUGGCUGGAUUCGCUCUCGAGCCCCGGGACACCUUGCCCGCUGAUGAAUCACGCUAGACUCUGAGCUCAGGUCCGCUGUCUAAGGCCGGCCGCAUCGCAGCUACAACUAUGGCUUUCGGUUUUGGAAACGCGAGCAAUGCCAUGAUGGGCGCACCUUCCGCUGGCGGGGUUGGGGGGUUGUCGCAAGGAAGCGAUCUCGAGGUUAUCCAGACAGAGGGUCUUGGAUUUCUCUCUCUCGCCGGCGAUUCAAAGGUUCAGUUGACCUCAAAAUGGCAGCCUGCUCCAGCCCCAACGGCAUCCCUUCUUAGCAUUGCCCCUCGAAAGGGUCUGGUUGCUGCGGCCAGCCCGGAUGCGGUACACAUCGCCACAACUGAGUCUGUACGGAAAGCGUUCGAGGCCCCUAAGAAUGGCGAUAGCGACGUCCGACCGUUCACACCCCAGGCCAAGGUGCCGCUUGGCAUCAGGAUCUCACAGUUAGCCUUCACCGUGGAUGAACAAUUCCUCAUUCUUUCCGCCGAGUCGGGCGGUGGUCUUGCUGUCUACAAUACCGACACGCUUACACAAGGCGGCACGCAAUCCGCCUUCGAAAUACCUACAAAUUCGGAAUCUCUCAGGGCUCUGGUUCCAAAUCCUUCCCCGGAUCUCUCGCACUUCGUCGCCAUCGUGACGGACAAAGGCAACCUCUUGAUGGCGAACCUUGCGGAGAAGAAGCUUGUAUCGGGCGCGAAUGGGCCAGUACUUCGUUCGCAAGUCAGCUGUGUCUCAUGGAGCACCAAGGGAAAACAGCUGGUUGCUGGUGUAGCUGACGGCUCCAUCUACCAAAUGACACCCGAAGGUGUGGAAAAGGCACAUAUUCCAAAGUCCCCCAGUGUUGGAGAUUACCAUGUCGCCUCGUUGGCCUGGAUUGAGAACCACGUGUUCCUUGCUGUUUACAACCAGACAAAUGGUCAAGAUCCAUCUGUUUUCAACCUAAUCACCCGCCAUCAACCACCAGGAGGAACACCUACGUUCACCUAUCAGAAGAUCACUGACCCGGUAGAGCCUUUUGUGGCCGACAAGACACCACACCACACUAUCCUCAGGCUGAAGGAUUUCCCCCCAAAUCUCGACGAGUGUUUGCUGGUUGCGUCAACGGCCAAUGAAGGCAUUGGUUUAUUGACACGCUCCAAGACCCCCUUGACACAGGACAAGGAUGCGGACAAGAUCACAAAUGUGUUCACAACAACUGAGUUUGCUGACGAUUCUAAGCGUGCUCAGCUCCCUAUGGGCGAGGACCUGACCGAUACGUUUCCUAUCGGAGCGACGCUCGACCUGUCCAGCAAGGAAAAGGUUUACAAGCCCAUCCCGACGGACGAAAUCGAGAACUCUCCCGGGCCUCUCCCUGGCCUGUGGGUGCUCAAUAAUGAAGGCGUGCUUGUGUCCUGGUGGGUUGUCUAUAACGAAUCUAUUCGGGCCGGGACAACGUAUCCGGGCAUCGUAGGAGGGUCCGCCGCUCAGGCAAUCACACCAGCGGCCCCAGCUAGCUCUGGCGUCUCUGCCUUUGGGUCUCCUGCUGUUGCUAGCUCUGGAGCUUCUGCUUUUGGGUCCUCUGCCCUUGCCAGCCCUGGAGUCUCUGCCUUUGGCGAACCCUCUCCUGCUCCAGCUUUCGGGAUACCGUCCUCUCCCGCGGCAUUCGGUGGUUCCUCUGCUUUGGGAGCCAAGGCUUCACCCUGGGCUACCGCAUCAGGUACAUCUGCUGCCCCAGCGUUUGGUUCCAGCGCGUUCGGUAGUAAACCAGCUGCUGCUGUACCUGCGUUUGGUGCCCCUGCUUUUGGCCAGCCAUCGGCCCCUGCGUUCGGCCAGAGUUCACUAGGAUUGGGGGCAGCUAAGCCUUCUCCAUGGGCCACGGGAACAACUGCUUCUGCAGCACCUGCCUUUGGACAGUCAGGUUUAGGCAGCUCGGCAGCCGCCGCCAGUAAGGUGUUCGGUAGCGGUGCUGCUCCACCAGCUGGUGGUUUUGCCAGUUUUGCCAGUAAGGGUGGCUUUGGGUCUCUGGGCGGUGCUUCUUCCGGAUCCAGCAUCUUCGGAUCAAAGCCUGCUGGCUCUGCCCCCGCCCCUGAAGUCUCAAUGGAUACACCUACAGCAUUCCCUCCGCCGGCUGCGAAGACGGACAGACCCGCUUUUGGGGCUUCUCCUUUUGUAUUGGGAAGUACAUUCAAGGCUGAUACCUCAAGUGCUGCUAGUGCCUUUGAAACUAAAAAGCCAGAAGGCAGCUCCAUGUUUGGAAGUGGGUUCAGCUCUGCCUUGGAAGCCCCAGCUUCCAAGGAUGAGGAUAUGGAUAGAGUAACGCCAGCGCCCGAGGAGAAGCCCAAGUCUGUAUUUGGUGACCUCGGAUCUACUACGCCAACAUCGACACCGGCCCCCUCGAAGUUCGGCUUCCAAACUGCUGGCGCCGAAGCUGCCAAAACGACCCUAUUUGCCCCGAAGGCCUCAGCUCCCACAUCUAGUAUCUUUGGAACUCCAGGACCUGCUUCGUCGGGGCUUUUUAAGCCAAAGCCGGAAACUGACCUCUUUGGUCAACCGAAGCCUGCUGCUAAUCCCUUUGGCACACCGACACCUGCCGCGGCAAAUGUAUUUGGGUCACCAAAGCCUGCGGAAAAUCCUUUCGGAGCACCAAAGAUCAAGCAAGAGGAAAGCGAUAAAGAGAAUGUUAAGAGUGUUCCGGCGGCCCCUCUGCCGCCGGAUGCAACUAAUACCAAAGCUCCUGUGAAAGCAGAGGAGGCGCCACUCCCUCCGGAUUUCAUGAAACCAGGCCCCCCCUCGAAGGAAACAUCCAAGUCACCAGGAUUCAGUGAAAGCGAUACUGGGCGGAUGCCCCCCAACCUGCUUUCGACCAAACCGAAGCCUGAGGUCUACGAUGCCAAACCACCUACCCCUGAGGAGGCCCCCUUGCCGCCUGACUUUAUCGGCAAGCCUGCCACCAAACUUCCGGAUGUCCCUGCUGUGCCAGAAAGCCCCGACGGGAGUGAACUAUCAGAAUGUGACGCGGAAGAUCAGACUCACGAACUUGAGGAAGGUGAGGUUGAUGAAGAAGAGGAAGAGUACGAUGAGGAAGAAUCGGAAGGCAGCGGCGUUGAUGUGACUAAGGAGUUCAGCCCGACAACUGGCGGGUUUGAGAGUCACACUCCUGGCAUCACUCCCCAUGGGUCUUUUGAUGGUGGCAUGACUGGAAGUGCGUUCUCGACCAUUUCAAGAUCCGAGGCCAACCAAGGUCGCCCGCUUUUUGGCGAGAUCAACACGAGGAACGCCCCGUCGUUCCCCAAGCCGGUGCCGACAAGCCCUCGAUCGCCGAGUCCGAUGCGAGGUCCACCUCGGGCGAGCCUUCUCCGGCCUGGUCCCCCCGACACUCCUCGGUCCUUUGCGCCAGGUGUUGCGUCGGAUCUCUUGGGACGUCGCUCAGCACCCCCGGCUACCAGCCCGUUCGGUUCUGCUCCAGCUAGCCGGGCGCGGCCACAGGAGGUCGACCCUAACAUCAAAGCCCAGAUGAGGCUCGCGGCCAAGCGAGAAGAAGAAGCCAAGCAAGCCCUCGUGGAUCCGGAAGACGAGGGCAUCCAGCAACUUCUCCGCUCCAAAAUUGAGCCUACUCUGCAGAUUGACGAGUUCUUGGCGACGGACACAAGGCUCAAGGAAAUUGAGAAGCGCGGAGAGAACGAGAUCCCAGCUGCGUGCGAGGCUCUCUGGCGGGAUAUCAACCGCAUGAUUGAUCGCCUGGGCCUCAACUCCCGAGCGCUCCAGUCUUUCAUCCUCGGCCAUACCACCCUCCGCAAGGAGGACGGCCGCGACCAGGACGAUCUCGAACACCUCGAUGACUGGGUCAUUGUCGAAGCUGAAGAUCUCGGUAAAAUAAUCGACAACCAACUCUCCCGUCGCCUGGAAGAGGGCCGCAUUCAAGAGAUUGACCGUGUCGAAGAUGAGAUUUCUGGCCUGAUGCGGGACCUGACCAAGCUCCGCGCCAAAGAAGAAGACAUGCGCAAGAUCAUCAUGGCGCAUGUCGAUCCCGACCAGGUGAAUGUUGCCAAAUCUUUACCUCUUAGUGCGGAGCAGGCCGCGCAGCAGAAUGAGCUCAGACGAUCCUUCGCGACGUUUUCGGGGCUGUUGGCGGAAGCAGAAGAGGCAUUGACGCUGCUCAAGGCAAAGAUUGCUUCUGCAGGGGGUGCGAGCGGUAGAGCACCUGUUCCUACGGUGGAUGCCAUCUUGAGAACGAUUCAAAAGAUGACCAGCAUGGCGGAGAAGAGGAGCGGGGAUAUUGAUGUUUUGGAGAACCAGAUGAGGAGGUUGAGGUUGGGGACUCCGGCGAGGAGCAGGGAGGGGAGUCCGUUUGUUGGUGGAGGAGGGCCGGCCACGCCGACGCCGAAUAAUAGGAGGUCGUUGUUGAUGAGCCCCGGCAGGGGGGAGUCGCCUUUUGGGGCGUCGGUUAGGAUGGGAAGUGUUGGACCUGGCGGCGGUGGUGGGGUGGGGCCUAGUCCGAGGAAGAAGUUGAGCCAGUUUAGUGAGGAGGAGAAGAAGGUGCUGAGGGAGAGGGAGAGGAGGAGGAAGAAUGUGUUGGGGUUGUUGAGGGGGAGUUUGGAGAGGACGGGGGGGAAUGUUAGUCGGUUGAGGGAUGAUGAGUAGUUUGUAUGGGAAAGGGGGACGGGAGCAAAGUGUAUGCGUUUACAAUCAAGGUUCACGGUGUUUUGCUUUGGAAGAGGUCUGGUCUUGUAAGUUGGGUUUGGCUCGCAGCAUCUAGUUAUAUGUCUGUCUGGGUUGCUGCAUAAUUAGGAUAGUCAAAUCACAAUUUUAUGUGGUCAGUU
This is a messenger RNA of Podospora pseudocomata, 5080 nucleotides long. RefSeq lists its product as uncharacterized. The record is from RefSeq and is a predicted model, not a curated record. Gene Ontology annotation, biological process: protein import into nucleus; RNA export from nucleus. Gene Ontology annotation, cellular component: nuclear pore. Gene Ontology annotation, molecular function: protein binding; structural constituent of nuclear pore. Lineage: Eukaryota; Fungi; Ascomycota; Sordariomycetes; Sordariales; Podosporaceae. The coding region runs from base 360 to 4901 and encodes 1513 amino acids. The transcript has 3 exons.